UUUCAUUUUCAGCUGAUAUUUGCUUCAGAUGAAUGUUUUGCGACGUCCAUUUCUGAAUAUAUUUUGGAAUAAAAAUCAUCCUCUAAAAUUUAAAUAUUAUCAAAUAAAAUUAUUAUCUAUUAACAAAAGAUAUAUAUCCUACAAUUACCCAUAUAAAUUAGUCCUACUUACAACACAUAACCAACUUUCCCAAAAACGGUGCUUUUGGGCAUGGUUAAAUGUGGUAUGGAAUAGAUAUGAUAAAAAGAGGGUAAAAGAAGUUGGUCCAGAUCAAGCUGCUGCUGAAUGGCUACUUAGAUGUGGGGCAUCAUUAAAAUUUAAAAACCAAUCUGCAUGGGAUUCUGAUUACAAUUCAAUUGUUUCUGAAAAUUCAAAAGAUGUCGGCCGUCGUAUUGAAGCCAUUGACACAAACGAAUCAUGUGUAAAUGAAAUGGGAUUCGGAUAUCUCGAUGGUUUACAAAGUUUAAAUAGUAUAAGCUUGCGUUAUUCUCCGUACGUUACCGAUGCUUGUCUCACGAAGAUAUCAAAAUAUUCGGCGAACACUUUGGAGACAUUGAUCAUAGACAAUUGCUACGAAAUUUCAGAGUGGGGUCUUUUAAAUAAUUUACCGCCCUUAAAACUUCUAAAGAAAUUGGAACUUAAAAAUUUGCCACUGAUCGAUAAUAAGGCCAUCAAGGAAAAGUUGAAAGAAGUGCUCCCAAAAUCGUGCGAAGUUGUCAUAAUAGCUAGUACAACACCCGACAAAAUUCCAAAAAAAUAGUUAAUUUUUUUUAAAAAAUAUAUGUAAAUCAUAAUGGAUAUUAGAUUAUUCUUUAUAGAUAUUAUAAAUCAUGAAUAAACAUUAUUUAUAUCAAAAAUUAUUAUUUUAGUCGAAUUAAAUAUAUUAUUAUAAUAUUCGCCGGAUUUUAUAUGAUUAU
Messenger RNA from Gordionus sp. m RMFG-2023, 917 nucleotides. RefSeq names its product ATP synthase subunit s, mitochondrial-like. The coding region runs from base 29 to 760 and encodes 243 amino acids. Lineage: Eukaryota; Metazoa; Nematomorpha; Gordioida; Chordodea; Parachordodidae. The record is from RefSeq and is a predicted model, not a curated record. The transcript has 2 exons.